Messenger RNA from Cryptomeria japonica (Japanese cedar), 2593 nucleotides. RefSeq names its product E3 ubiquitin-protein ligase RFI2. Gene Ontology annotation, molecular function: ubiquitin-protein transferase activity. Bases 798 to 2087 code for a protein of 429 amino acids. NCBI's taxonomy places the organism in Eukaryota, Viridiplantae, Streptophyta, Pinopsida, Cupressales, Cupressaceae. The transcript has 6 exons. The record is from RefSeq and is a predicted model, not a curated record.
UGCUGUCCAUCGAAUCGUCCCAUCGCACGGCCAGAGGAGAGCGUUGAUAGUGAAGCCAUAUAUAUACAAACCCCAACGCUUUGAAUAUUUUUUUCUUCAGUCGGGCUGUAAUCACCGAAGGCACGGUCGGAAUCUUCUUGAAAUUCUCAUUGCAGACAAUCUCCUCUGCACUCAAUUGCGCUACGGUAACGGGUAAGCUUGCCUUUUACGGCAGUUGUAUUUCUACCAAACUGAGGGUUUUCUGGGAAAUUGGAUCUGUUUAUUCAAACCCUGGGUUUUGUGUUUUUCGAUCUGAAUCCGCAUAGCCGGAAAUCUUCGGGAUUUACCUAAAAGAUUGGGCAAUUAAGCAUUCGGGAAAAGAACGGUGAAGUUUUGAUUUUUUCCGAGGAAGGAUUGAAAUCAGAACCCUGCUCUUGGAGACAAUGCCAUUAGAUUUCGUUGGCAGUGUCAAGGGGUAGAAAUUUGGCUCUGUGGUGGUUUUCUAUGCCGCGAAAAUACAACGGUUAGUUUAGGGUGAAGCAAAGAAAAAGACCGUUGAAGAGAUUAAGAAAGCUUGCUUUUCUGUUUUUUAAAAUAUUGCGAGAAAAAAACCUUCUCGAAGAGGGGAUUCAAUUAGAAGCUAAAGGAGCGGACGCUUUUCUGUUUUUUCCGUCAGGUGUUUUUCAACGGAGAAGUAUUUGCUUUCUUGGAUGCAUAUAUAUAUUUGAUAUGUGAUGUGGGGAUUUGCUUACGCCUAAGGAAAAGGGGUUUUGAAGCUUUUUGGAUUAUUUUGUUCUCAGAAGUAUUGUUGUUCGGCCAUGGAGGCCUCGAAUGUGGAAGGAUCAGUGAAGGUAGACGAGAAACCCAGGGUUCAAGGGGCUGCUGCCAAUCAAUGUUCUGUGUGUCUCGAAGCUGUUGUUGUGGAUGCUGCAAAGCGUUCUGUUGCCAAGCUCAAGUGUGGGCAUUAUUUUCACCUUGACUGCAUUGGAUCUGCAUACAAUGCAAAGGGGAUUAUGCAGUGCCCAAAUUGCAGAGACAUUGAAGAUGGUCAGUGGCUUUAUGCGAAUGGGGGUGGUUUGCCUGAUGAUAUUCCAUUUGAAGAGAUGGGUUAUGAAGAUGGUGACUAUGAUAUUUAUGGUGGUGUAUCAGAGUUUCUCUUUUCACAUGAGCAUAUUGGAACUACAAAUUGGUGCCCUUAUCCAGGUUCAUCGUAUUCACACUUUUCUGUUUCAUUAGGAGGAAUUGAUCCUUCGGCAAGUGGUUGUCCUGAUUUACUUGUCAAUGUUGUUUGUGGAAACUUGCCACCCUCAUUUCCCUUUGGUCCUGGUAAUGAUUCUAGGCCAUCAAGGUAUCAUCUUGGUUAUGAUUCUAUGAUUGGAGCUUUGCAGCAUCAUGUUCAGAAUGAGUCUCUUGGUGCUGAGGUUGCUGGUAUUCAAGGUUUUACAUCUCCAGAUGGGCGGCAGUGGUCUCAUCAUAUACUGCCAAUGCCAAGUUCUAUGUCAUCGGAUACUGCCAGCUCAUCAAGAUUAAUUCCAGUCAACGAGAGGUCUUGUCCAUAUCGAAUGCCAACUGAUACAGGGGCACAGCAGAGGACUGCAGAUGUUUCAAAUGCUUCUACCAUCUGGUCCGAACCACCUGCACAGAACCAGUCUCAGGGUGGGAGAGGCCCUGUACCUCCUGCAAGAUCUAAUCGAAAUGCUUUAGGUACUUCAAGCAGUUGGAGUAAUAGAAGCCAUGGUGGAGCUGGAAGGACAGGACAUUCAAGUGAUUCUCAUGGACAAUUGCAAUGGGCGUUUGCAACUCCUAGUGGGGUUCAGGAUGGAAGAGCAAGCAUGCGAGAUACAAAUUGGCAGGGUGAUCAAGGCAUACCUUGGAGUAGGGAUGGAUUUUCUGGAAAUCCUUGGGCUGUGCGAGAACCAGAGUACUUGAGGUGGGAUUCUGUUGCUUCUAGCAGUUCUCAUGCUGGCAUUUACCAUGGAGUACAUGGACUUGGAAAUGGUGCAUUUAGGACUCCAACUGCUUUUUCUGGAUAUCCUUCUGCUUUUCAACAUGAUGGAUCAGGGGAUGUUGGUUCUCAGUAUCCUCGGUCAACCACACGACCCAGAUAGGCAAUAUCAUUUUUUGAAUUAAGACUUAAGAACUUUUAAAGACAAGACAGCUGCAUUUUGCAUAUUCAGCUGCAACAAGUAGGCUGGGAAAAUUCUUUUUCUGAAGCAUAUUCAGCAUUGAAGGCAAGUCGAUGAUUUUCCAAGAUGUUUGAUAUCUGUGUGGCCAGUGGGCGUUUUGGCUGUUCAAAUUAUUCACAAGAUGUUACAUCUCAAGCUAUUCUAGGGGUAAUAUCAUGCUCACAAUAUUUGAGGAGAGCUUUUUUAAUGCUUAUGGUGAGGAUAUGCCAAAGUGCAGGGACAAAUUUGACAGGGAUUGAUGGCUGCCUCUCUCUGUCUGUCAUUUUUGCUUUAUAAAUAUUUAUGGGACUCAUGAUCAAUGAGUCAAGGUUUCAUCUCUUUUUUAAUUUUGCUUGGUCCGGUUUUUACAAUGUUAUGUCUAUCUGCAUUAUUUGGUGCUUGAUACAUUUUAAUUAUUUUAAUGAGUCAAGGUUUCAUCUCUUUUUUAA